AUGACAAAAGCAAUGACCCAAAAUCGUAAUCGGAACUCAUUAAGUUGCAGUACUUGCAACUUGGAGGAGCCUUUGUCCGUCAGUAAUCCUCACAGCAAUGAUUUUCCAUCUAAAACUUUAGAUGUCAUGGAGGAGAGGAUAAAGUAUUCUCCGGGCCCUGAAUGUGGAACUGAUUCUGUCGUCGUCUCAGAUAGCCCAAGUACAGCCGUAGAAGGGAAUCCUGGGAAGAAGGUUAUCUAUGUCAAGAGGAGAUCUUAUCAGUUGGUUGCGACUUCUAAUUCUGAUGAUAUGUCUAUAGUAGGGGUGGAUAGUACACAGUCACGAUUAUCUGAUGGUUACUACAAAAGUAGGGAAAACCAGCUUUUAAGAGCGUCACAAGAAAAUCAUGUCAAAAGAGGGAAUGAAGAUGCUACUGCGUCUGGACUGGUGCCUCACUCAAUUAUUCCUAAAAUUCCUACUAGGAGGCAAUCUGGUCUUUCCAAGACUAGCAGAUCAUCAAAAUUUUCAUUUGUGUGGAAAUUACAUGAUACACAGUCUUCAGAAAAGCAUAAGAAUUCAUUGAGACCUCGGAAAGUCUGGCCGCAUUUGUUUUCUACUAAAAAAGCUGCUUAUUGGAAAAGUUUUAUACAGGGUAUAAACCCGUCUCAUUCUAACAUCAGCCAAAAGCUGCUGGUGUCAAGAAAGAGAGGUGCAAUUUACACUAAAUCAAGUCAUUUAUAUUCUCUUAGUUUAAAGUGGUCAAAGUCAAUUGAGAGGAGCUCGAGGAAAGCCAAUGAGGAAGCUAUAAGAGCUGUUGCUGCUGCUGAGAAGAGGAAAAAGGAAGAAAAGGGUGCUGUUCACAUUGCUUCAAAGAGCAGAAAUCAUGUUUCUCGUAAGUGGGUUCUUAAUGUAAAGCUGCGUCCAGGUACGCCGCUCUGCAAUCCUGGUGUGGCAUUUCAAAUGUGCAGUAUGUUGAAAAAAUAUGCCUAUAGAUAAGCAAAGAUAUAGUAUACAAUAUGUAAAAUACUUGUUAAUUAUUGUGAAUGUUAGCUAUAUAUACAGUAUCAAUUUAAAACUCCCUCAGUGUAUAUAAUACUGCAU
Messenger RNA from Salvia splendens (bonfire salvia), 1080 nucleotides. RefSeq lists its product as uncharacterized. Gene Ontology annotation, cellular component: nucleus. NCBI's taxonomy places the organism in Eukaryota, Viridiplantae, Streptophyta, Magnoliopsida, Lamiales, Lamiaceae. Bases 1 to 975 code for a protein of 324 amino acids. The transcript has 3 exons. The record is from RefSeq and is a predicted model, not a curated record.